AUGGAACUACUGAAUAAUGACCACUGUGAUCCUUAUAAACGUGUCCGUAAACCAAACAAUAAGCUAAAACUUAAAAGUAGCAAGGGAAGUGAUAAUACAAACAAGGAAGUAUUAAAAGGAGACGCAGUAAUAUCAACAUUAAAAGGUGAAAGUAACCAUACAGAAGAGGUUUAUAAAAUAAAUAAACAAGAGGGAGAGGGCAGAAUUAUUUCUUCGGGGACUACAGUGCAUGGGUUUCAUACAAAGUUUCAAGAACAAUUACAAACUGGGGACAUCAUAUUGGUUCAACAUCCUAAAAGUUUAAGUCUUGAAAAACGUCAAGUGUCGAAUAUAAUUAGUCAAAGAACUCUUAUUAUUGAUACAGAGUUCAGCACAGAUCUCAUAUCAACUUGUACAUUUAGCUUUAUAAGCAAGAGCAAUGAAGACACUCAUUUGCCUAUACACUCAGAUAGAAAUUGUAAGGUAAAAAAUGAAAUAAGUAAAUAUAGUGGUACUACAGUUUCAUAUAGAGAAAAAAAAGGUUUCUAUUCAUAUAAAACCACUGUAGAAAGUGUAGAUUCAACUCUAUCUAGAGAGGACUUAUUGGAUAUCCGUGUCAAAAAGAAUCGUGAUAAGUAUUGCUGGAUAUAA
Messenger RNA from Cryptosporidium muris RN66, 630 nucleotides. RefSeq lists its product as uncharacterized. The record is from RefSeq and is a predicted model, not a curated record. The transcript has a single exon. NCBI's taxonomy places the organism in Eukaryota, Apicomplexa, Conoidasida, Eucoccidiorida, Cryptosporidiidae. Bases 1 to 630 code for a protein of 209 amino acids.